UAACAAUUUUCGACGUGAUGUGAUGUGCAUUUUCUCUCAUAGUUUUGUGCUUAACCAUGUAAAUUAAAAUAUAAUUAGCAAGUAGUGAAUAAACAUUAAGAAUAAGUGCAAAGUAAACAUAAUGCCCAAUAAGUAUAUAAAACCCUAAUGUAAAAGCCAAGAAUCGAUUUCUUACUAUUAACUACUCGUAAACAAUUAACUUAUAAUCAAUAUAGGAAUUAGACGAGCAAUCAAGACAAGGAUCAGACGCAGCACCCGACACAUGAAUGAGUAACCAGCCGAAGAGCCGAAGUCGAAGCCCCAACGAGUAAACGAUUCCCACGAUCCAUGGCUGCUGAAAAGGAGAUGCUGGCCCACGACAUGGUCCGAAGACGGAACUGGGCCCGGGCUGUGGCACUCUACGAUCAGCUGAUUUCAGCAGCGCCUGGAUCGGCACAGGCGACGCGGGCGCAGAAGGAUCAGCAGAUUGCCUGCCUGCUGGGCCGCUGCGAGUGUCUGCUGGAGCUGGGCAAGUACGAGGGCUGCCUGGCCGAUGCCUACAAGGUACUCACGCUGCUGGCCGAGCAGACAGAGUGCUUGGCCAGUGUCUCGCGCGCCCGUCGCUGGCUCGUCCAUGCUCUGUUCAAGAUGCACAAGUAUGGGGAUGCCGAGAUUUUUUUGAGCAAGUGGAUCAACGAGCUGAGCGGCCAGCAAAUAUUCUCGGACAUAUCCAAGACCCUGGAGCGCUACAAGUCCAUCAUCCAGAUGAUUAUGAAUGGGCAGCACAAGGCCCAGGCGCAGAAGAUACCGCAUGCCCGACUGGAGGACGAAAUGGCCAUACUGGACACCAAGCUGGACCACUGGGCUACCAACAAUCUGCCCCUGGACAAGUACAGCAAGCUGCUCAGCAACAAGGGUCUCAAAAAGCGCGAACAGCAGCAGCAACAACAGCAGCAGCAGCAAAAUGGAACUGGCAGCGGUAGUGGCAGCUAUGCAAGCAGCAGUAGCAGCAGCAGCACUGGCAGCAGCAGCACCAUGUCUAGUUCCAACACAAAUCUGCACAAGACCAACGACCUGUUGGCGGCCAUGAAGCUCACGGCUGGCAAGCACCAGCCGGCGUUGGCAGAUGGCCCCAGCCUUGAUGCGGCAUCCGGCGGGGAUCAGGCGGCUCCCUCGACCACAUGCAGCUACUGCGCCAUCAAUUUCCUGACGAGGAACGAGCUGCGACAGCACUGCCAGACCGAAGCCCAUCAAAAGGUGAUCAUGAGCGAUGAGGGACGAGACUGGAAAUGGCGACCGCCACCCCGCGGCUACACCCUGGACACGUACAGUUUGUGCGAGGCGUUCAGCGAUGCGCACACCUGCCACUAUGGGGCCCAGUGUGUGGAGGCGCACGGCCAGGACGAGUUGAACGAGUGGAAGGAGCGGUUUGAGUACCGGCGCAUGCGGGUGCAGAAGGCCUGCGAGAAGGAGCUCUACGGCAAGUCGUACACGGAACAGGUGCUGGAGCGAUGGAUCCAGGCGACGGCGCCGGAGCGGAUUAUGUGCGAGCGAGUGCCGGAGAUAGAGGCCAAGUGCGAGCAGCAGCUGGUGACCAGCAUCAGCUCGAAGACCUCCAAGCGCGAGUGGCUUUUCCAGCUGGAGACGAAGCAGCCGCUCAAGGCGGUGGCCCUGCUGCAGGAUGCCCAUCGCAAUCACUUUGCGCUCAAGUCGAUCAAGCUGGGCACGGCCUCGGCCUCAGCCUCGGCCCAAGUGGAGCUCAAGUCUGACCAAGAGUGGGUGGCAGCUGCAACAGUCGCCGCCACCGAAGCACAGCCAGCGGAAGGAGGAGAGGAGGAGUCGCCGCAGCGUGCGACGCUGAUCCACGAAGUAACCGUAGAAUUUCAUACGGAAAUCUAUGGAACGUUUCGGCAGGCCAUCUGCUUCGAUGUGGGCCAGGAGCCGCUGCUGGUGCGGCACCUGUGCGUGGACGUUCUGCCCGUGAACGAUGCGGAGAAGAUCGAGGAGAUCAAGCGUGAUAUAAUCAACAGCUCGGCCACCCGCUGGGACGUGGCCAACACCCAGCUGACUCGCUUCGAGACCACCAUCGGCACCCACCUGAAAACCGAGGCGUAUCUCAGCGAUCUGGACCACGAGCGGGAGCUGCUCGAGCGCUAUCCCUGUCCCCUGGCGGCCACCUUCACCCUCACCCAGUCCACGAUCGUGGAGAAGCGUCUGACGCAGAACAACUAUCGGUCCCGCAUCCACGAGCUGCUAUACGUGGAGGAGAUUGCCCGCUACGAGCAGAUAGCUCGCUACAAUGUCCGCACGAAGCUCACAGUGGCCUCCAACUACAUUCUGACGCCCGCGGGGAUGGCCACCAGCACGGCCAAGUACUCGCUGGCCGGGGAACUCUUUGCCUUAAUGCGGCUGGGCAAGGACAUAUCGGAGGACACCUCGCCGGGACGCCUCAUCCUCUCCAACUGCUGCAGCGUGUACAUCUCGGCGCCGGAGGAGCCCGGCAGAAAGCUUUCCGUUCCCUCCGGCUCCGCCUCCGUCUCUGAGCAGACGCGACCUGUAUACGAGGCCCUCAUCGAGGACAAGGGCAAGAACGUGAUCUACUUGAAGCUGUCGGCCAAGUGCGUGGAGGCCAUGGCCCUGCAGGCGGACACCGAGCUGGACGUGGACAUCCAGUUCCAGCUAAACCGCAUGCCCUACUGCGAGUGGCACAACGCCGUCGACAAGAUCACCGACUUCCGCCUGAUCUUCCCCGCCACGGAGCUGGAACCGAACAUCCCCUGGACGCCCAAGAAGCAGUGGGCCGAUGCCUGCGAGCCCAAGCUGAAUGCCAAGCAGCGGGAGGCGGUCAAUGCCAUCACCACGGCGCUGAGCAUCAAGCUGCCGCCGAUCCUCCUGAUCGGACCCUUUGGCACGGGCAAGACCUACACGCUGGCGCAGGCCAUCAAGCAGCUGCUGGCCCAGCCGGAAGCCAAGAUACUCAUCUGCACGCACUCCAACUCGGCGGCGGAUCUGUACAUCAAGGAGUACCUGCACCCGUGGAUCGAGGAGGGCCUGGAGGAGGCCACACCGCUGCGCGUCUACUACCACAAGCGCUGGUCGGCGACAGUUAACGGCGUUGUCCAGAAGUACUGCAUCACGGACGGCGUGGGCAACUUUAAGCGACCCACGCUGGAGGACAUCAUGCGGCAUCGCAUUGUGGUCGUGACGCUCAGCAUCAGCAUGGAGCUGGCCACGCUGGGGCUGCCCAAGGGACUGUUCACGCACAUCUUCCUCGACGAGGCGGCCCAGGCCAUGGAGUGCGAGGCCAUUAUGCCGUUGGCCCUGGCCAACGACUCCACGCGCAUCGUCCUGGCCGGAGACCACAUGCAGAUGAGUCCCGAGCUGUUUUCGGCCUUUGCCAAGGAGCGCAAGCUGCACAUCUCGCUGCUGGAGCGGCUUUACGACCACUACCCCUCCAAUUUCCCCUGCAAGAUCCUGCUGUGCGAGAACUAUCGCGCCCACGAGGCCAUCAUCCGCUUCACCUCGGAGCUAUUCUACGAGCAGAAGCUGGUGGCCUCCGGCAAGCAGCCGCGCCACGAGCGCUUCUACCCGCUCACCUUCUUCACCACGCGGGGCGAGGAUGUGCAGGACAAGAACUCGACCGCCUUCUACAACAAUGCAGAGGUCUACGAGGUCGUCGAGCGGGUCUCGGAGCUGCGGAAGCGCUGGCCCAGCGCCUGGGGCAAGCUCAACGACACCAGCAUCGGCAUCAUGACCCCCUACGCGGACCAGGUGUUUCGCAUCCGCUCCGAGCUGCGCAAGCGCCGCAUGGGCGGCAUCUCCGUGGAGCGCGUGCUCAAUGUCCAGGGCAAACAGUUCCGUGCCGUCUUCCUGUCUACGGUGCGGACUAGGCGCACCUGCAUGCCGCAGGGCAGCGGCCCUGGGGUUUCCUCCGCCGCCAGUAUCGGAGACGCCGACACGGACUACGGCUUCCUGAGCAACUCGAAGCUCCUGAACACGGCCAUCACCCGCGCCCAGUCACUCGUAGCGGUCGUGGGCGAUCCCGUGGCCCUCUGUUCGAUCGGACGCUGCCGCAAGGUCUGGGAGCGCUUCAUCGAGAUUUGCGACGAGAACAAGUCCCUGUUUGGCCUGACCUGGUCUAACCUGCGCUCCCAGCUGGACGGAGUGGAGCUGAAGCGCGGGUACGUGCUCAAUCCCUUGGCCCCAGAGUUCGUUCCGCGAGCACUGCAGCCGGAGGCCUAUUUGCGGGACCAGGCGGCCCUCUAUCUGAACGGACCCCAGCACGGACACGGAAGUCAUGGCCCUCCGGGUCCACCGGCCCACUAUGCAAGCGCAGCCGGGAUGCUGGGACCUGGGCCGGCGGCUGCUCAUCAGAUGAACCAGAUGGCCGCUGCUAUGGCUGCCAACCAGCAGCUCUCGCUCUCCCACAUGUACUCCACCCACAUGGCGGCCAUGAUGGCAGCGGCAGCCGCCGUGGGCGGGGGCAAAUCUGCAAACGGCCCGGGUCCGGGUCCACCUCCUCACUACGGUGGAGGAGGACACAUGGGCAUGCGAGGACCGCCACCCAAUGGUGCGCCACAGCCGCCGCAUCUGCGGGGAAUGCCCGGUCCUGGACCGCCAGGACCUCCUCCGCCAGGUGGACCUCCACCGCCGCCCUAUGGCCAGUACGCAGCCAUGCAGCACUGGCGUCCGCCCAUUGCACCGCAGCAGCAGCCGGGCGGGCAGGGGCCAGGACAAGGGCAGCCGCAGAAUCCGAAUGCCAGUCUCUGGGGACCACCGCCGCAGACGAAUCCUUGGAGCGUGCUGCCCCCCAACAAGCAGCAACAGCAGCAGCCACCGGUAGCUGCUCCAGGACGAGGACCAGGUCCGGGAUCCCUGCAACCGCCGCCACCCAAUGCGAAUCCCUCGCUGCCGUUGCGGGGCGGAAGCGUUCCACCACCGCCACCCAAUGCUCCGCCCGCUGCCCAGCUGCUGCGCAAUCCCAGCGAACUGGGCUACUUGGCCAAGAAAACACUCUACAACCAUGGCCAGGCGCAGCCUCCGCCGCCACCGCCCCACCACCUGUACGGGCCACCACAACAGCAGCAGGCCCCGCCACCAAUGCAGGGCAUGCAAAGGGGCAGCAGCGUGCCCAAUGGACCCAUGAGUCCCAUGGAGAACGGACCACCGCUGCCCUAUCUGAGGCACAAUGGCAGCGGAUACAACAGCUACGACAAGCCGUUGGUUCCGCCCCAGCAGCAGCAACAGCAGCAGCAGCCGCCCUUCAUGUAUGGAGCGAAGCAGCCAUCCCCUAGUUCGUUGCGCUUUGGUCCUCCCUCGCACGACCUGCUGCCGCCGAAUGUGAGCAUCUAUGAGAUGGCGUUCAACCCCAAGGAGGAGCAGUACAAGUGGUACCUCAAGCUCCUCGAGACUGUCGGCCAGGAGGGGGCCAACAAGUUCGCGGACAUGCUGCGCCAGGUGAUGGCUACCCUUCAGCAGCAGCAACAGCAGCAGCAGGGACAUCAGCAGCAACUCAAGCAGCCCCCCCAUCAGCAGAUGGUGAACAAUCCGAUGCUGAACAAUCCCCAUGUAAUGGGCGGCGGCGGAGGAGGAGGGCAGGCUCAGCGGCCGCAGUAUCCCAUGAUGUAUCCCCAGAACCAGCCGCAGCAGGUGGAGGCGCCGCCGCUGGAGAACUUCAAUCACCAAAUCGAUUUGGUCUUCAACUCGAUCAUGAACGGAGCCAACGAUAUUGCCCAGCCCAUACUGAGAGAUGUGCUGGGCAUGGUGGCUGGCACGGCAAGUGCUCCUGGUGCGGGACCUUCUCUAACCAAUGGAUUGAACGCCCUCGAACUGCAGCAGCAACAGCAGCAGCAGAGUCGCCUCUUUGCCAUGAUGCAGCAGCAACAGCAGCAGCAACAACAACAGCAACAACAACAACAACAACAACAGCAACAACAGCAGCAGCAGCAGGCGAAGAUACCACCUGGUCCAGGACCGGGUCUGUAUGCCGGUCAUCUAGCUGGUGGGCCGCCACAGGCAGGAGGCCCAGGACCAGGACCUGGACCUGGACCUGUACCACAUCAGCCUCCGCCCAAUAGCAGCGCCAACAGCUUGGGCGGCGGCAAUUCGAACUUUAUGGCUGGCAAUCCUCUGCUAAAUGACAAGCCUUACAACAACCUGAACAUGCAUAAUAACGUGGGAUCGAACAACUCUGGAGUUGCUGGAGUUCCCGGCACCAAUGGACUGUUGAGCAAUGGAAACUCAGUUCCGCUUUACCGACGUCAGGCCCUGACCGGGAAUGGAAUUGGCAUUGGCAUUGGGAACAGCUACAACAACAUGCCCGGACUGGACACGGGCACCAAUCUGAUAGAGGCCCUGUUCCACGCCAACAACGCUGUGGCGGAUCACUCCGUGAAGACAUCCGACCAUGUGCAGGGCCUGCUGUACAACAAUUUUAGUGCGCUGAAGGGCGGCCACGAAAUGGACGUGUUCCAGUCCAUGCCGCUGGCAGUGCCACACUCUGAGGCCAACAACCAUCAUCAUCAGCAGGCCUCUUCCGCAGCCACCACCUAUGCGGCGGUGUUGAGUCAGGGCCCACAGGCGGCAUCGGCGGCUGGUGGAGUGGGAGUGGGGCAGACGCAGUCGCAGCCCGCACCAACGGCCAAAUCCUCGCAGGCGGGCAGCGAGAUGCUGGAGAAGGAUCCCUUCGCGGCCAUACGGGAACUCGGCCAGGCCACAACCGGAUUCUACAACUAUUUUCAGUGAGGCACGGGGAACGGACGACCUCCUUUUGUGGCAUCAAAGGGUCUUAAACUAAAA
Drosophila obscura is the source of this 6777-nucleotide messenger RNA. RefSeq names its product probable helicase with zinc finger domain (gene Helz). The transcript is spliced from 6 exons. Bases 328 to 6723 code for a protein of 2131 amino acids. Gene Ontology annotation, cellular component: P granule; cytosol. The record is from RefSeq and is a predicted model, not a curated record. Lineage: Eukaryota; Metazoa; Arthropoda; Insecta; Diptera; Drosophilidae. Gene Ontology annotation, molecular function: helicase activity; metal ion binding; protein binding. Gene Ontology annotation, biological process: regulatory ncRNA-mediated post-transcriptional gene silencing.